ACGAUAUCCAGGCUGCCAUUCGGAUAGCAGGGUCCACAGAAGCGUUCCGAGCAAAAAGGGUGUCCCGGCACACAAUGAACAGUUAGAUCUUGAUGUUUACUCCUUUCUUUUUCUCGGAAGGAUGCCGUUUGCUUUUCAAUUUUCUGAGCCCAGGAAGCAUUUUGUUUUUUUGGUUUGCGGAAUCAGAGACCCGGAAGGAUUUUUGAGUCAAAAGACUGCUGAAGCUGUAGGAUUUAAGGGUCGGACGGAUCGGACCGCCUAGGGACGAAAACGUGGCGCUGAGGGGGAAGACAGAAACACAGGAGGGGAAAGAAGUGGAGUCCAGUGAGUGAAAACAGCCUCGAGGCGGUGAAUCGAAGUUGUGCCACUAAUUACCAACGUUUGCGCGCUGGCAAAUCUUCGGCUAUUUUUUCCUUCUUUUUUCUUCCUUUUUUUUGGGGAGUCCUAGAGAGGACCUCAGUCCUGCACGGUGCGUCGGGUGGAUUGCAUCUGCUCGUGGAGGCAUAGCACAACACCCGCCUCCAGAAGAGCAGUAUCUCUUUUAUAGUCACUUCCCCUCCCCUCAACUGAGAUCGUCUAUCUCAUCAAAGUGAAUAUUUUCCUUCGAUUCCUUCGCCCCCCCCCCUCCCUUUCUUUUUGAGACUUGCUGCAAAACCUUGAAAAGAAAAAAAGAUGCCCAUUCAUUGAUGUGUCUGCUUUGCAUCUCUAGUUGUGGAUAAUUGGUGCUUUCUUCCAUAGGAAACUAACUGCAGAGGAUUCGUCAACAAUUUGCCUUUGUACUUAGCAAGACCGCUGGAUUUGCCAUUUAAGGAUGAAUGUUGCAUGUAGCCUCUAGGAAGGAAAAGCAGAUCAACAUCUGCAAGGGAAAAUUUUACGAGAUAGACAUAUUUUUCAAAAUAUGAUUUUUUAAGAAAAUCAUUGAUUUUUAGCUUUCUUUUAGCAAAACCAGUACCUUACAAAUUAUAUAAGAAAAUAAAUAAUAAUGGAAAAUGCUUUAAAAUUAAUGAAAAUCAUUCUUUGACGCGAUAAUUUUUUAUUCAACAUUUGAUUCUGAAAUGAAGGCCUGUUUGAACUUGAAUACUUCCGAAAAUUAAAAUAAAUAAAGCAAUAAAAUUAUUUAUAAAGAGGAAACUGUACGUAUUUCCAUAUUGAUUACUUCAUUAACAAAUUUAUUAUCUAAAAUUUUGAUGAACGCACAUUUACAGAAUAAAUCAUUCGUUGUUUUCAAAUAAUUGAAAACUUCAUUAUUAAAAUGCAAAUCGCUAAUGGUUGAUCUCGAAGAUUAAUUGCUUUUUUCGUCCAUUAUGUCAUAUGACAAUCUAUUAUACGAAAAAUAAAAGUGUGCUGAAAGCCUUACUUUCAAGGUCAUGUUUUCUCCAUUUUUCUCUGCCAAUUUCAAAUCAUUAAUAGCAAGAAAGCUACAAAAGAAAUGAGCCAAUCUACACUUGCGUUUUUUUCGAAAUAAAUCGAUGAGAAAUGAACAAUUUACUACCACAGAAUUAACUUAAAAUGCUCAACACAUCUGUGACUUAAAUUAGGGUCAAAGUGAGCACUCAAGCAGUUAUAAACAAUCACGUAUGACGACUGACACUUGAUGGAAGUUGUAAAAAAAUGAUUCUCAGAUGAUUUGAAGUUUAAGGAAAAACAAUGAAGUUGAAAGUCCAUUUUGAACCCGCUUUUUAAAAAUGGUAACAGUAUCAAGCCCCCCACCUCAGCUGUCAUCCACUUCGAUGUUGGAGACAGAAGAAGUGGAUGUGACAAAAAUGGACGGACUGUUAGAAAAAUUGAAGUCAAGCAUGGUGGAGUUGAUUCUGCAAGGUGAUGACGUAACACGUCAAAUGUGGCACAUGUAUUCUGUCUUCGAAGAGAUCUUUGGCCGCCAGACGAUGACUACCUCAAGCAAUCAGCCUCUGAAGCACGUGGUGGUCGGAGACAGAAUAAAAGGAUCCUCUGUGAGCCCAUCCAAGCCUACGCGCACCACUCCUACUAGUCCUCUAGUCUCAUCGCCCGUCUCCAAAGUGCCGGUUUCUUCUGUACCUACACCUGUAACUAUUGUUACUACUUCGGGAACUACUACACUUUCGAGUCCGACGAACUCUACAAUCUCUGCUUCUUCACCAAAGGAUGUAAAGACUGUAUCGUCCGAAAGCAAUCAAUCAUCAACAUCACCUCAGCAAAAGCCUCCUAAACAUACACCUGUACCUCCACAAGUACCAACUGCCAAAUCGACUCCUCCAUCUUCAGACAAGACUCCAGAAAGCCCAAAGGUACAACUUGAUACAUCUCUGCCUCGAAUUCAGAAGGAUUCCUCACCAAGUAGUAGUAAUCCGAUGACGCCGGUUACGUCUUCCAUCAAUCCUACAUCCAAUCCUUUAUUGGAUACCAUAGGAGUGUUGGCCAGUUCCAAUCCGGAUUCAGAUGACUCAGACCUGGACAUUGUCUAUCAGCAACUCAGGUACCGUGGAAGACAAAGAAAACCAGAGCAAAUGAGGAUCAGAACGCAUCGAGCACACAGACAUCAACAACAACAAGUUGCUAGCAGUGAUCCGGAAUCGAUCGGUUAUGCAGGUUCCAAUUCGAUCGACAGCGGCUACAAGAGCCUGUGCGCAACACCAGAAGUGUCCGACAGUUUGAGUGCACCAGAGGUACGUCGAAGUGCGUCUGAUGUCAGCGCUUCAGAUUCGUCGACUACAUCCGGUAGACCUCGAAGUUUGGACGGGCAAGAGGGUAAAUCUUCCAAGAUUAAGAUGGGGACCCGAUCCAUCACAGGGAAACUCAAAGCGAUGGACAGGUCGCCAAGGCAUGUUCCGUCGAGUUCAGCCAUGAAUGAUGUCAAUCUAGAUCACCUAAUGUACUUGAGGCAGUCACUGCGUAAAGAUCGUCCAGAUGCACAGCGCUCGCCAAAUGAUUCCAUUCCUUCUUCUGCGACUUCGAGUACUUUUCGAGAUAGCGAUCUGUCCCCUCGUACAGUGCCAGACGAUGACUGGAGAGAGCAGUGUCGACCGUAUCCGUUUCGUAGUACAAGUUCAUCUUCCGAAUCCACAUUCACAGUUCGGGAUGGCAGGAGUUCCAGAGAGAGCUGCAGAGGAGAGGACAUUGAUCAAGAAGGGGGUGGUGAAAGUUCCUCGGAUUUUUUGUUAAGUGGCGUCGAGUAUUACGACCUAGAGAGCAUUCAAGAAUUUCCUCCCGGUAACAAUUACGUUACGAUGUUGGAAGAGAAGACCAGGUGUGCGAGAUUCCAACUCGUUUCAGCUUCAAAGUGCGCCGAACCCCUCAGCGAAAGCCAUUUAAGUUCCUUGUACAGAAAAAGAAGCGAAUCGGCCCACUCCGUUGAAGGCGAUAUGAGAAGCCAACAGCAGCAAAUAUACGGUGUUCCCGGACACGCAUCGCGAUCGACGCGGACUGCUACCAAAUUACUCUCUAGGCAUCACAGACAGCAGCACCAUGCAACUGAUUCCAAACUGACAGAAGCUGCUAUUCGUGUCUUGGAAAUGAUAGAAGACUUUCGCAUGGAGGAGGCUAUUUCGCGUUCCAGCAGAGUUAUUCCUUAUCGUGCACCUGUCGAACAUUCAUCCCAAAUGCUACCCAGUGCAUCAGGUGCAUCCAGCAAUCACCCGUCCGUUGACAUGAUACACCAAACAAUCCUCCCAAGGUACAGGAGGACAACGGGUAUGAGGUCGGCAGGUCGACCGGCCUCCACUGGUUCCUUGAUGGAACAAGAAAUAGAUGCUCGCAGCGUGGCCUCUGCUUCAUCAUACGCAGCAUCUGCAGAGCACCAUGUCUACGAGGAGAUUAUGUACGACCUCGUAUGCGAAAGGGAAAGGGCCGUGCCACCUCCCAUACCACCCGAAAGAAUUGCUAGGAGCCGUCUCUUGCCUAUGCCACCAUCCCGGCACCAACAAGCUUAUGCAGCAUCUAUGUCCAUGGAUCCACGCAGAGCUAUGGUUAGAAGCCACAAGCACCGAAGCAGUAGCAGUUUGUAUUCUGUACUUUCCAAUUCCCACGGACGAAGUAGUGUGGAUAGGUAUCUAGAGAUGGAAUGGCACCUCGCCCAAGAAAGACGUGGCAACUUGCCACCAGAUUUUCCUGUAUAACCAUAACGCAUAUCAAUCAGAAAUGCGCGCAACUUCAAUCAUGUCCUUCGGAGGUCAAUAAGCUGCCAGUCGCUGGCCGGUUGAAGCUUGUUGUAAGUAGACGAGUCCUUAUAGCACAGUUGCAGCUGAUUCGAAUGGUGUUGUCACAAGAAAUAGAAAUUUUCUAUUGUUUUUCUCCUGUUAGAUGUGCAACAGUGAUAUGAGGGCAGACAAAGCUGUAUGAGUAUUAUGUACCGAAUGAAGAAAUAACAUCAUUAUUAUUAGUGAAUGGUUGAUAAAAACGUUGAUGUUAGAAUUUUUAAAAAAAACAAACGCGGCGUAUAUUGAGUGUUAAGGAAUUAAAAAAAAUGGGAAAUAGAUUUAUACUAGUUCAAUCAAAACAUAUUGGUGCUUACAUUCUUUUUCUCAGAGAAAUUAGUCGUACAUAACAGAAUUAUGUAAUACCUAUGUACAAGUUUUAACUUGAAAUGCAUAGAAAACUUGACUUGAACUUAUAAACAAAUUCAUUUGUCCCUGGUUUGAAAGGAAAGUUUGUAGCUAUUUAAGUUUUAAAUGCUUAAUUUUUUUUAAAAAAAAACAUUAUUUUAAUAUUUAUUUUAAAUUUUAAGUGUAACACUGUUUGUUUUUUUUCAAAUAUGAAUUUAAAGAUUAAAGAAAAUAGAUAAUUAAGCAGUAAAUGUUUAAUUUCUGAUUAGUUUCUACAAUGCUAAGCGGGUUUGAGCAUCUCUAUCGUGAAGUGAUAUUAGUUUAACAUGGUUUAGGUAUUCGAUUAUUUUUCUUAAUAGUAGCAGUAAAUAAUUUCAGCGAGACUGGAUAAUCAAAUUUUAGAUAAUCAUAUAGUCGUUUAUUUCUCCGUUAUAUAUCUACAGGUCACUGAAGCUGGGUUAACAAAAAUAAAUUUUGUUUCUUAUAUUUUUUAUAUAAAAAAGAUUUUUGCAUUUAGUUUUCAAAGGGCUUCCAGAUAUUUUAACAAAUUAAGCAGACAUUAUCAAAUUAUCGUAUAAUUUAAAAAUCAUUUUAAAGAAUCUUUUCUUAGUCUAAAAAAAUUGGAUUUAGAAUUGUGAUUGAAAGAAAUAUCAUUCUACAACUCAUGUUGUCUUUAAAAAAUUGUAAGCUUUUUUUUACUUUGAUUACAAUAGAUGUUAUUUUAUAAAAAGAAAUAACGUCCGAAUUGAAACAAAAAUUAAGAGUCAUUAUUUAAUAUCUCGAUAUUAAAUAUUCCAUUGGGUAUUGAUAUUUGACAAUCACACAUUUCUCAGUUGAAUGCAAGAAUUUAAAAAAAUUUUAUGUUAAAAAAAAUUUAAAUUUUAUUAAACUGUCAAUAAUACUACACAUUUCUUAUCUGAGUUUUCUUUCAUAAAUAAAUAAAUAAAUAAAAAAACCUUGAUGAAUUUUUUUCUUAAACCCUUUAAAAGCAAAAGUACUGCUAAUCUUUAAAAAGAGAAAUUAAUAUGAAUUGUCCAAUUACUCCAUUAAAAAUCUUUAAUCAUUACAUUUUACUCAAAAGAACUAGUCGAAUUGAAAUUCGAUAUAUUUACUCUAAUUAUUAUAUACUAAUUAUAAACAUAAUAUUCAAUACACAAUUUGUAACUUUUUUUCAAAUUUAACUGAUAAGAAGAUAAUGAAUGUUUUUGCCAUUUUGUGGGUUAAAACUACGGGAAUAAAAAUAUAGCUUCUUUUUGUUGUGCUUUGGUUGCAAAGCUUCAAAUAGAAAGCUAAGAUUUGAUUCAGAAUGAAACCUUAUAUUUAUCUAGAAUUUUCUUUUGGUUAACAUUUUGUUAUGAGCUAUUUGAAAAGUUUAUUAACCGAAAUUGUUGGUAUCUUGAAUGAUAUCGACAUCUUAUUUCGGAGUAUAUUUAGCAGCCAUUAAAUAUUCUUUCGUGUGUAAAUUGCAGAAGAUUGUUUUAUGUGCAAACUUAGUAAGAAAACCUUAUGAUAUAUGCCAUUAAAAUGCCUUCAAUUCUUAAUGUAUUAUGCAAUACUUAACCCGUUUUUUAAAAGACAUCUUCAGAAAAGGUUAUUAAUUAAGGGAAAACAUAAUUUUGUUUAGUUUUGCCGAGACUUCCUUGUUCAUUAGAAUAAGAAUGAGCAGCAUUUCUGAAUCUAGUUGAUUUGUAUCACACAUAAUUAUAUAAAGUUAUCUGAGGAAUUAAAAUUAUGUGAAUACAAAGCUAAUCUUUUAUGCUAUGAAAAGUAUUAAAAUACAUUAAAAGCAAUAUAAAUUAGAGCUCCUUAAUGGACUAUAAUUUAAAAUAAUUUUGUUCAUAACAUUUUAUUCAAACGAAUUACUGAACAGGCUUUUUAAAGACUGUCUGAUAAUGUUUCAUUUAAGGUGCAGAUUGUAAAUUCUAUUUCAAACAAUUUUGCUUUUUUUUU
Messenger RNA from Argiope bruennichi, 6470 nucleotides. RefSeq lists its product as uncharacterized. Lineage: Eukaryota; Metazoa; Arthropoda; Arachnida; Araneae; Araneidae. The transcript has 8 exons. The record is from RefSeq and is a predicted model, not a curated record. Bases 1686 to 4094 code for a protein of 802 amino acids.